This is a messenger RNA of Pan troglodytes (chimpanzee), 4431 nucleotides long. RefSeq names its product timeless circadian regulator (gene TIMELESS). Gene Ontology annotation, molecular function: DNA binding. Gene Ontology annotation, cellular component: replication fork protection complex. The record is from RefSeq and is a predicted model, not a curated record. The transcript is spliced from 29 exons. Lineage: Eukaryota; Metazoa; Chordata; Mammalia; Primates; Hominidae. Gene Ontology annotation, biological process: replication fork arrest; DNA repair; DNA replication checkpoint signaling. Bases 218 to 3838 code for a protein of 1206 amino acids.
AGCUCGCUCGGAGUCACGUGGACCAGCCCGGCGCGCCCCGCCUCGCUCUCCGCGCAGGCGGGGACCGGUCCAGCUGAGCCUGGUGGCGGAAAGGCUGCGGCCCCGCGCCGGAGGGCCGGUGGCUCCUCCGGGCUUCUGAGGACCCGCAGGGAGCGGGCCUCAUCAUUUCUGUCUCCUGUUUCUCCACUUCCUUGUCUGUUGGUUGGUCCACUGAUAUAUGGACUUGCACAUGAUGAACUGUGAACUUCUAGCCACAUGUAGUGCCCUUGGGUACUUGGAGGGAGACACUUACCAUAAGGAACCAGAUUGCUUAGAGAGUGUGAAGGAUCUGAUCCGCUAUUUGAGGCAUGAGGAUGAGACACGAGAUGUGCGGCAGCAGCUGGGGGCAGCCCAGAUCCUACAGAGCGACCUUCUGCCCAUCCUCACCCAGCACCACCAGGACAAGCCUCUCUUUGAUGCUGUUAUCAGACUGAUGGUGAACUUGACACAACCAGCCUUGCUCUGUUUUGGCAAUCUGCCUAAGGAGCCCAGCUUUCGGCACCAUUUUUUGCAGGUGCUAACUUAUUUGCAGGCCUACAAAGAGGCCUUUGCCAGUGAGAAGGCUUUUGGAGUCCUCAGUGAAACCUUGUAUGAGCUGCUGCAGCUGGGCUGGGAGGAACGGCAGGAGGAAGACAACUUGCUGAUUGAACGGAUCCUACUGCUGGUCAGAAAUAUUCUCCAUGUCCCAGCUGACCUUGAUCAGGAGAAGAAGAUUGAUGAUGACGCCAGUGCCCAUGACCAGCUCCUCUGGGCGAUUCACCUCAGCGGCCUGGAUGACCUGCUCCUCUUUCUGGCCAGCUCGUCUGCUGAGGAGCAAUGGAGCCUACAUGUGCUAGAGAUUGUCUCCCUUAUGUUUCGUGACCAGAACCCCGAGCAGCUGGCGGGAGUAGGGCAGGGACGCUUAGCUCAGGAGCGGAGUGCAGAUUUUGCAGAACUGGAGGUGUUGCGCCAGCGAGAGAUGGCAGAAAAGAAGACUCGAGCCCUCCAGCGAGGCAACAGGCAUUCUCGAUUUGGGGGCUCCUAUAUUGUCCAGGGGUUGAAAUCCAUUGGGGAGAGGGACCUCAUCUUUCACAAAGGCCUUCACAACCUACGAAACUACAGUUCAGAUUUGGGAAAGCAGCCGAAAAAGGUGCCUAAACGUCGCCAGGCCGCCCGAGAGCUGUCCAUUCAGCGCCGUUCUGCCCUCAAUGUGAGGCUCUUCCUCAGAGACUUCUGCUCUGAGUUCCUGGAGAACUGUUACAACCGGCUCAUGGGAUCAGUAAAGGAUCACCUGCUUCGGGAGAAAGCUCAGCAGCAUGAUGAGACCUAUUAUAUGUGGGCCUUGGCUUUCUUCAUGGCCUUCAACCGAGCUGCCUCCUUCCGACCAGGCCUGGUUUCUGAGACCCUCAGUGUCCGUACCUUCCACUUCAUUGAGCAGAACCUCACCAACUACUAUGAGAUGAUGCUGACUGACCGCAAGGAAGCUGCCUCCUGGGCACGCCGGAUGCACUUGGCUCUGAAGGCCUAUCAGGAGCUGCUGGCAACAGUGAAUGAGAUGGACAUAUCUCCAGAUGAGGCUGUGAGGGAGAGCAGCCGCAUCAUCAAGAACAAUAUUUUCUAUGUGAUGGAGUACCGAGAACUAUUCCUGGCACUUUUUCGAAAGUUUGAUGAGAGAUGCCAGCCCCGCUCUUUCCUUCGUGACCUGGUGGAGACCACCCACCUCUUCCUCAAAAUGUUGGAGCGAUUCUGUCGGAGCCGUGGGAACCUGGUGGUGCAGAACAAACAAAAGAAGAGAAGGAAGAAGAAGAAGAAGGUCCUAGACCAGGCCAUUGUUUCUGGUAAUGUCCCAUCUAGCCCAGAAGAAGUGGAGGCUGUGUGGCCAGCCCUGGCUGAGCAGCUACAGUGCUGUGCCCAGAAUUCUGAGCUCAGCAUGGACUCCGUGGUUCCCUUUGAUGCGGCCUCAGAGGUGCCAGUGGAGGAGCAGCGGGCAGAAGCUAUGGUACGGAUCCAAGACUGUCUCCUGGCUGGCCAGGCCCCACAGGCCCUGACUCUCCUGAGGUCUGCUCGGGAGGUGUGGCCUGAAGGAGAUGUGUUUGGCUCUCAAGACAUUUUUCCAGAGGAAGAGAUCCAGUUGCUGAAACAAAUCCUCUCUGCUCCACUUCCCCGGCAGCAGGGCCCAGAGGAACGUGGGGCAGAGGAAGAAGAAGAGGAGGAGGAGGAGGAGGAAGAGGAGGAGUUGCAAGUGGUCCAGGUGUCGGAGAAAGAAUUUAAUUUUCUGGACUACCUGAAACGCUUUGCAUGUUCAACUGUCGUUCGAGCCUAUGUGCUGCUACUAAGGAGCUACCAGCAGAAUAGUGCUCACACUAACCAUUGCAUUGUGAAGAUGCUGCACCGGCUGGCCCAUGACCUCAAAAUGGAAGCCCUACUUUUUCAGCUGUCAGUCUUCUGCCUCUUCAAUCGUCUGCUUAGUGACCCUGCUGCUGGAGCCUACAAAGAGCUAGUGACUUUUGCCAAAUACAUCCUGGGCAAAUUUUUUGCACUGGCUGCAGUCAACCAAAAAGCCUUUGUGGAGCUGUUGUUCUGGAAGAACACAGCUGUGGUUCGAGAGAUGACUGAGGGCUACGGCUCCCUGGAUGACAGGUCUUCCAGUCGCAGAGCACCUACAUGGAGCCCCGAAGAAGAGGCUCAUCUUCGGGAGCUGUACCUCGCCAAUAAGGACGUGGAAGGGCAGGAUGUGGUGGAAGCCAUCUUGGCCCACCUGCCUCGAACACGCAAGCAGAUCAUCCACCAUCUGGUACAGAUGGGACUGGCUGACAGUGUCAAGGACUUCCAAAGGAAAGGAACCCAUAUUGUACUGUGGACGGGGGAUCAGGAGUUGGAGCUGCAGCGGCUUUUUGAGGAAUUCCGGGACUCAGAUGAUGUCCUGGGUCAUAUCAUGAAGAAUAUCACAGCCAAACGCUCACGGGCCCGAAUAGUGGAUAAACUCUUGGCUCUGGGGCUGGUGGCUGAGCGGCGGGAGCUGUACAAGAAACGGCGGAAAAAGUUGGCAUCCUCCAUCUUGCCAAAUGGAGCGGAGUCCCUGAAAGAUUUUUGCCAGGAAGAUCUGGAAGAAGAGGAAAACCUGCCUGAGGAAGACAGCGAAGAGGAAGAAGAAGGGGGCUCAGAAGCAGAACAAGUCCAGGGUAGCUUAGUCCUUUCAAAUGAAAACCUUGGUCAAAGCCUGCAUCAGGAAGGCUUUUCUAUCCCGCUCCUAUGGCUCCAGAACUGCCUGAUCCGAGCAGCUGAUGAUCGGGAAGAGGAUGGCUGCUCCCAGGCCGUUCCAUUGGUGCCACUCACAGAGGAAAAUGAGGAAGCCAUGGAAAACGAACAGUUUCAGCAGCUGUUGCGCAAGCUAGGGGUUCGGCCCCCUGCCUCUGGGCAGGAAACCUUCUGGCGAAUUCCAGCCAAGCUGAGUCCUACCCAGCUCCGGAGGGUAGCAGCUUCUUUGAGUCAACCAGAGGAGGAACAGAAGCUGCAGCCAGAGCUACAGCCUAAAGUCCCUGGAGAGCAAGGCUCUGAUGAGGAGCACUGUAAAGAGCACCGAGCACAAGCCCUGAGGGCCCUCUUGCUAGCCCACAAGAAGAAAGCAGGCCUGGCAUCCCCAGAGGAGGAAGACGCUGUUGGUAAAGAGCCGCUGAAGGCAGCACCCAAGAAACGACAAUUGCUGGACAGCGACGAGGAACAGGAAGAAGAUGAGGGCAGGAACAGAGCACCAGAGUUGGGAGCUCCAGGAAUCCAAAAGAAGAAACGAUAUCAGAUUGAGGAUGAUGAGGAUGACUGAAGAGCUAAGAAGCCUAGGGGUAGAGAUAGACACGUUUUUAGAUGGUGCAUUCAAGUCAGAGUUGGAAGGGUCAUACAGGACCUGGAAGCUCCUCUUACUGGACAGAGCAGUAGAAUCCCAGGCUCUUCCACGGAUUUAGGCUGAGAAACUUCAGCAGCAGUAUUGGACUUCUCUGCUGUCAGUCUUUGUUUCUCCCAGUUUUUAUCGGUAUGCCCCAGCAGCUCUCUGGAGAUUUAGUUCUCUUCUUCUAGGAACCAUUUCUUUUGGUUAUUGGAGCUCCUUAGCAAAUAAGAGGAGUGAGUGAAAUAGAGAAAGCACCCUGGACCCCUUUUAUUGGUCUGUUCCUUUGGCUUUCUCUUGGAGGUGGGUCGCAGCACCAGAUGGGGAGCUUUAUGACAUGACAGGCGGGAGUUUUGUACCACUUUUAGAAGAUACCAGAUGCCUCUGUCCUCAUUUUCUUUCCUAUGAUCAUCCUCUAGAUACCAGAUAGAGGCCCAUUCCUGCAUUUGAGAUAGGGUUGGAAUAUAGUACUCUAGAUGAUGAAUGUGUUUGCUUUGUGUUUGGUAUUAAACAUGUAAGAUUAGAAGUUCUCA